AUGUUGCGAAGAAGCCAAUCAGGUUUUGAAAUUUGUCGAAGACUUAUCAGAAAACGAAGAACUCCAGACGAAGCAAGUUCGAGUAUUUUAGAAGAAGGAACUACAUUUUCAGAUGUUCACAAUGUUAUUUUGAAUCCGACUACGAAGUUACCGUAUCCAGAAAAGGUACUUUUUCUUGAUUCAAUUUUGAAAAAAAAAUGAAUUUCCAGCAACUUCGCGAACAUCUCGAGAAAACAUCAACCGAUCUUUUGCGAGAAAGAAAUAAGCAAAAAUACGGGGGAAAGAAGAAAUUGAGCAGUGAAAUCGAUUUCAGUCAUAUUCCAAUCGUAGAACAUGUUGUUCUUUUGUUUCCCGGACAAGGUGCACAAUUUGUUGGAAUGGGGAAGAAGUUGAUGGAAAUUGCGGCGGCGAAAGCGAUUUUUGAUGAAGCAUCUGAAGUGUUGGGUUAUGAUAUGUUGAAACUGUGUUUGGAUGGACCGAAAGACAAGUAUGUUUUUUGAAGUGGGCUCCGAUUUUUUGAGGGCUUUAUUUGGGGAUAGAGGGCCGUAGGAAUUGGACCAGAUUAGAUUUUUUGAGAAUAUUCUGUAUUGAACAAUGAAAAAAAAAGUUUUUGUGAAACAUUUUUGAGAAAAAUAUUGCCACGUGGAUUUUUCACUCAAAAAUCACAUUUUUCAAAAUUUUCAAAUUAAAAUUUUACAGAAUCAAAAGAAUUUCAACAAAAUUUCAGAAUUUUUAUCAAAAAAAUCUGGUCUGUUUUCCUGAAAACCAGGCCUAAUAUUUGAAAAAACAUUUUUUGUUUUCCUAUAACGUUUCUAUUAUCAGCCCAAUUAUCAAAAAUAAUUUUCAAAAAAUUUUGAAACAGUGAAUUUUUUUCACAAAAAUAUCCCCCACUCAAAUAUUUUCUCCACUUAUUUUUUCCAGAAUCGAACAAACCCUUUAUUGUCAACCAGCUGUAGUCACUUCUUCUGUUGCUGCUUUCGAAGCUUUGAAAUCACAAGAUGAUUCGAUUGAAGAGAAUCUAACAGACACUGCUGGCUUUUCAGUUGGUGAAUAUUCUGCAAUGGUUGCCGGUGGAAUUAUUUCCUUCAGCGACGCCAUAAAAAUUGUGAAAACUAGGGCUGAAGCAAUGUCAGAAUGCUCGAAACUUGUGAAAAGUGGAAUGGUGACUGUUCGAGUUAAAGGAUCUUCGCGCAUUGAGAAAGCUAUAAACGAUGCGAGAAAUGUUGCGAGAGAAGCUGGAGAGUUGGACAUUUGCGAAGUUGCUAAUUAUUUAUAUUGUGGGACAAGGGUUAUUGGAGCAUCAGAAACUUGUUUGAGAUUUUUGGAGCAAAAUCAAGAAAAAUAUAAUAUUCAAGUUUUGAAAAAGAUUACAAGUUUCUUCUGCGUUUCAUACGAGACAAAUGGAACCAGCUGUUGAAAAGGUUGUUUUUUUUUAUUAAAUUUAAAUAAUUAAUAAAUUUCUGAAAAUAAAUUACGAAUUUCAGGUUAUGCAAGCGUUAUAUCAAGCUGAUAUUCAAAGAGCUGUUUGUAAUGUAUAUUCGAAUUAUACAGGACAUAUUUUACCAGCGAAGAAGGUUUGUUGUUUCCAAUUUUCAAAUAAAGAAAAAUGUUUUUAGGCUGAAAUUCGUGGAGCUUUGUCAAAGCAAGUGAAUAAUCCGGUUAAAUGGGAGCAAAUUCAACAAUUACUUUUCAGGAAACAUGAGGUUAGUUUUUUAUUUUUUUCAUGUGAGCCUAUUAAAUCUACGUGGUAAUUUGAAAAAAAAACUAUUAAAAUAAAAAAAAAUAAUCUUGAAGGCAUUUUGUUUUAAAAAUACUAAUUUUAAAGGGUUGGUGCCAGGGUUCCGAACUGGGUCGGUUCUUGGGGCAGAUCGGGUCUGGUUCGAGUGGGUUGGACUCAGAUCCAGAACAAAAAAAUGGAUGAACUACCCAGAAGGUUUUUGUUGAAUUUUUUCAACGAGAACCGAAAUUUAGUUUUUUGUUGAAUUUUUUCAACGAGAACCGAAAUUUAGUUUUUUGUUGAAUUUUUUCAACGAGAACCGAAAUUUAGUUUUUUGUUGAAUUUUUUCAACGAGAACCGAAAUUUAGUUUUUUGUUGAAUUUUUCUGAAUAAUUUUUUAUUCCAGAAUGAAAAAUUUCCUCGAUUCUACGAAGUUGGACCCGGCAGACAACUUGGUGCAAUGCUUCUUCAAACCAGCAAAAAAGCAUACAAAACAUAUCAACAAUAUUCGUGUUAG
Messenger RNA from Caenorhabditis angaria, 2234 nucleotides. The record is from the annotation of a GenBank genome assembly. NCBI's taxonomy places the organism in Eukaryota, Metazoa, Nematoda, Chromadorea, Rhabditida, Rhabditidae.